Molecule: messenger RNA, 1729 nt
Organism: Branchiostoma belcheri (Belcher's lancelet)
Lineage: Eukaryota; Metazoa; Chordata; Leptocardii; Amphioxiformes; Branchiostomatidae
Exons: 11
Coding region: 188-1729 (513 amino acids)
Source: RefSeq, a predicted model, not a curated record
AACAACCUUUGGCACUUUUUGGGCUCCACCCAGAGACCAAUGACGAAGGGGGUAUGUGUUGUAGCGUUGCUAACGUGGAGAGUAUUUAAGUGGUAGGUUCCUCACGUACCGUUUAAACAUCUAGGGAUUUAGCCAUCGCUCUAACGACUUUCUAGCCAGAGGAAAGUGGGAGGAAAAUUGCGGAGAGAUGCGUCUGUUGGUGCUGGUGUCUGUGUGUCUGUUGGUGUCCGUUUGGGCAGAUGACACACCGGUGGAUCUGACACUACAGCCUGGUGAGAAAGGAAAAGACAUCGUGGACGCCUGUAUCGGGCGGAUAAACCUGGCGCAGAUCUUCCAAGAUGACGCAGGCAUGCUGCGUAGGAUCGCGUGGGUGGAGUCCCAGUUCGGAGAGGCAGAGGGCGUUACUACUUGUAUUUGGGGCGUGACGCCGACAAUGUACGAAACAGUCUCUCCCAGCCAAGCUACCAAGGACGCCAUUUUGGAGGGUUUGGGGAUAGACUGGGACCAGGUGGACGUGUCGGACCUGAACAAGCCGCUGUACUGCGCCCUGGCCGCCAGGAUUCUGUUCGCCGCCUGUCAGACCGACCUGCCGCUUAGCCUCGACCUCCAGGCCGAUCUGUGGGCCACCUGUUACAACACCCAGGGAAACAUGCAGACGUACAUCGACGCUGUGAACGAGCUGGAACAGGAGUCAGAGUGUAAGAUCCCCGGUAUGGACAUGGUGUUUGUGCUGGACGGUUCCGGCAGUGUUGGAGCGGACAACUUUGAGACGGUGAAAGACUUCGUCUCGUCCGUAGUAGACGCGUUCGAGAUCGGACAGUCCCGUACCCGUAUCGGUGUGGUACAGUACAGCAACGAGAUCCAGAAUGAGUUCAACCUGACAGAAUAUGGCAACAAACCGGAUGUACAGUCCGCCAUCGGCAACAUCACAUACCUACAAGGCAGCACGUACACAGGCGCCGCCUUGCGGUACAUGACAGACGUCAGCUUCUCUUUGGAGGCCGGUGCGAGGCCUGCGUACCAGGCUAUCCCUAAGGUCGGUAUCGUUGUUACGGACGGCGAGGCCACAGACAAUGUCCGGGGACCCGCCGACCGUGCACACGAGGCCGGGAUUAACGUGUUCGCCAUCGGGAUCGGGGGCUACGACCGCCGCGAGCUCAACCAGAUCGCCACCGACCCCGACGCCACACACGUCUUUGCCGUGGACAACUUCGCCGCCACUGACUACAUCAAGGAUGCUCUGGAGGGAAGGACGUGCAAAGAGCCGGCUCCCGUGCCAGUUGGAGAAAACGUGCAGGGUGACCUACCCCAGGGGACGCUGCAGUUCCUGUCAUUCAAGGUUAAGAUCCGACAUGGCAUGACGUUCAAGUUGAAGAUGCGGGUCGGCAGUGUGAACUUCUACCUGUCUAUCCGGAUCCGGAACCCCAACCGUGCUCUGUACGACUUCCGUCUGCGCACCCGGCCCAACAAGAUGAGGCUUGACAUCUUCAUCCCGCCGAGCCGUCUGAGGGAGAUGCUGGGCCGGGAGCGGCGGCAGGCCGUGGUGGAUGAUGACGAGGAGGUGGAGCUGUACGCCUCGCUGGAGGGCGUGGACGGGACCAACCAGUUCGACCUGGAGACGGACGAGGGAGACACCGCCGACCCAGCCUACCUGGAUAACGGCUCUCCCCGGGCAGCCGCCGGCGUGCUGACACUGGUCAUGCUGCUCCUCACGGCUAUCAUGCAGUAG